Messenger RNA from Petromyzon marinus (sea lamprey), 1498 nucleotides. The record is from RefSeq and is a predicted model, not a curated record. Lineage: Eukaryota; Metazoa; Chordata; Hyperoartia; Petromyzontiformes; Petromyzontidae.
AAAAGUGAUCUAACCGCGACUUGACGAGACUUUCCACAUUUCUCAAGGAUUAUAUCUACGCAUUUCCCCCAAAACCGUCUAAUAUAAAUGGAGUGGCCGCGAUUCGAGUCGGAUUCUAUGCGAUUUUGACCAUAAUCUACAUCAGCUUGCCGAUGGGAUUGUGCGUGCCGUUGCCGAGCAAGCCACCGCCACCGCCGAUCUGCAAGAUGGUGCAGAUCAUGACCUACAUCGGAUUGCGGAUUAGCAACAUCACCGAACACUACAGACUAAAGAACGACUUUGACGAGGAUUCGGCCAACUCCUGCAGCUCUGUGAACAUCCACGAGGCCUCCACCUUCAGCAACACGUCCGCGAAUUCAUACAAGUUCCUGGUGAAACUGUGGAAGGUUCACACAAGCGGCAGAGAACAAAUGAUAUUGUUCAAUCAUGGCUCUCUAAUACAGGAGAUGAACGGCUUCAUCUCAGCCCUGAAGAAUCUGAUGAAAAACCGCAACAUCCCGAUACCGGCGCACAAACCAACGACCAAUCCGGCCAAUGUGAACAUGUCCGGUUUCGAAACAAAACUCUGUGCCUACAUGGUCCUCGAGAAGUACAGGGGGUGGGUCAUCUGGACAAACCGCCAGCUGGCUUCAUGGACGUCCUUGCAAAGGGUGUCCUGUGCACGGACUAACACACCUAGCAACCUGCACGCUGACACCGCAGAGACACUUGCGACUCGGCGGUCGAAUCCAUCUGGCCAGCGCACCCACGGUGGCAGCAGCAGCAGCAGCAGAAGAAGAAGUACUCACAUGCAAUAAUUCCUGGUGCAAAUGUUGACCUAUUUAUUUUUGUUAAAGUAUUUUAUUGCCAUAUAUUUAUUUAACUAACUGCCGUUGCUUUUUUUUUUGUCUACUUGUAUUUUUAGUGUACGACAUUUUUAACUUAAAAAAAAUACUAUUAUGCCUAUGCAGUUAGUGUACAUCCAAUCCCUUUCCGCGAGCAUUGCUACUAUAUGCGCGAGUUUAUCGCAGUACGGAUUUCUAUACACUUACAGAACCCAUCGAAACUUGACGAUAACGUUUAGAUUGUAUACUUAAUGUGGUGCCUGUAUAAAAAAUCUGUGGCAUUCUGAGCGAAAGUAUGAAGCAUUAUGUUUGUAAACUGAACGUGGUGCUAACCUCGCCAAAUGCAAGAUUUAUUUUCACACACCAUACAGCACUGUGAUUCUGUGAAUGCCGACUAUUUAUUUUGUGUUAACUUAUUCUGCCAUAAUUUAUUACCUUAGAUGUAGUAUUUAAACGAAGGAAAUAAACGUUGAACCCAAAAAGCCUUCUGGAUGUCGUAAGAAAUGUAUUUACACUCUGUUGGAGGAAGUGGAGUGCAUAAAAGACAUUGUCUGUUCACGGAUAAUCGCGGAGAAGAUCUGCAAACAUAUCUUGUUUAUUGGCUUAUCUGGGAACUGCCUGAAUGGACAGUGACUCUCAUUGUGACUCUCACAAUAUCAUCUACAAAAGUCAAA